GUCUUCAAACCGAAAGAACCAAAACAAAUCAACUUCCACAAUGUUCAAAUCCGCUGUUGUUAUCUUCGCCAUCGUUGCCUGUGUUGCCGCCAAGCCAGGACUUCUGGGUGCUCCUCUGGCCUACACUUCUCCACUGGCUUACACUGCUCCUCUGGCCUACUCUGCACCUGUGGUGGCUGCUCCUGCUCCAGUUGUGACCGCCACCAGUAGCCAGGUGAUCGCCAGGAACUACAAUGGAAUCGCCGCUGCUCCAGUGAUUGCUCCCGUGGCUGCUCCCGUGGUUGCCAAAUACGCAGCUGCUCCUCUGGCGGCUCCUUUGGCAUACUCCUCCCCCUUGGCUUACUCCGCGCCUUUGAGCUACGCCGCUGUUCCCGCACCACUCCUCAUCUAA
Messenger RNA from Drosophila rhopaloa, 391 nucleotides. Its product is annotated as cuticle protein 38-like. The record is from RefSeq and is a predicted model, not a curated record. The transcript is spliced from 2 exons. The coding region runs from base 41 to 391 and encodes 116 amino acids. NCBI's taxonomy places the organism in Eukaryota, Metazoa, Arthropoda, Insecta, Diptera, Drosophilidae.